Molecule: messenger RNA, 4696 nt
Organism: Triticum aestivum (bread wheat)
Lineage: Eukaryota; Viridiplantae; Streptophyta; Magnoliopsida; Poales; Poaceae
Product: peroxidase P7
Exons: 3
Coding region: 85-1023 (312 amino acids)
Biological process (GO): response to oxidative stress; hydrogen peroxide catabolic process
Molecular function (GO): heme binding; peroxidase activity
Source: RefSeq, a predicted model, not a curated record
AAGCCAGUGAUCAAUAACACCACACUGUCAGAGCAGCUUCACUGCGAGCUAGGCAUCUCUAAUCCAAUUAACCUGAUCGCCGCCAUGGCCGCUCCUACCUUUCUGCACCGCCUGCUCGCCGUCUGGCUCCUCUCCUGCGCCGCCCACGCGCAGCUCUCGACGACCUUCUACUCCGCCUCCUGCCCCAACCUGGAGGCCAUCGUGCGGGCGGGGAUGAACAAGGCCAUCCGCAACGAGCGCCGGGUCGGCGCCUCGCUUCUCAGGCUCUUCUUCCACGACUGCUUCGUCCAGGGCUGUGACGGCUCGGUUCUUCUCGACGCCGGCGGCGAGAAGCAAGCCGCACCGAACAAUGGGUCCAUCCGUGGCUUCGGUGUCAUCGACGCCAUCAAGGCCAGCGUGGAGGCCGCGUGCCCCGGCGUCGUCUCCUGCGCCGACAUCCUCGCGCUCACCGCGCGCGACGGGACGUUCCUGCUGGGCGGGCCGACCUGGAGAGUGCCGCUCGGCCGUCGCGACUCGACGACGGCGAGCCGGGCUCUGGCCAACGUGAACCUCCCGCCGCCGACCGCCGGCUUGGCCACGCUGAUCUCCCUGUUCGGCAGGCAGGGGCUCUCGCCGGCCGAGAUGACGGCGCUGUCGGGCGCGCACACCAUCGGCCUGGCGCAGUGCCUGAACUUCAACGCCCGCAUCUACAGGGACGCCAACAUCGACCCGUCCUUCGCGGCGCUGCGGCGGCGGACGUGCCCCAGCUCCGGCAACGCCAACCUGGCGCCUAUCGACGUGCAGACCCCCUCGGCGUUCGACGCCGCCUACUACCGGAACCUGCUGGCGAAGCGCGGCCUGUUCCACUCCGACCAGGCGCUCUUCGACGGAGGGUCGGAGGACGCGCUGGUGCGGCAGUACGGCGCCAACCCCGCGCUCUUCCGGACCGACUUCGCCAAGGCGAUGGUGAAGAUGGGCAACAUACAUCCGCUCACCGGAAGCGCCGGCGAGAUCAGGGCCAACUGCCAUGUCGUCAACAGCUAGCUCAUCCGAUGAACCGACUGGUAUGUACUACUACUACUAAAAGGGGCCGCGCGCACCCAUAGCGUUCUUCGGCCCAGUUCUUUUGGCCGAUUCUCCCAGAAUCUUAAGAAUCGAUCCUUCACCCAACUUCUUCCGGAAUCUUGAACCCGAUUCUCAAGAUUCUGGGGAAUUCUCUCAUCUCGUUCAAGAAGACGUAUAUCCCCUCGUUAGGAUGUGGAUUUAUGCUGCCCAAUUGUUUAGAGUUUGUCUCGCACCAUUUUGCAAUAGUGAUAACGAUGUGUCUGUUGUUGUCAAUCCUUUUCACAGAUGUUUGGCUGGGCAAUGGAGCAUGCUAUUCCAUGAACAUGAUGAAUGCUAUUAUGUUAAGGGUUUAUAUAAGUCUCCUGCAAAAAAAAUGUUAAGGGUUUAUUUUUAUUUUCGAGAGUACAAGGGUUUAAGUUUAGGUUGUCCGAUUGACCAUUUGAUAAAUGUUUGGACAAUGAAAUGGGCUACUCCAUGAACAUGCUGAAUAUUACUAUGUCCAUGCAUUUAAGUUGUUGUCCAUUGAUCACUUGAUAAAUGUUAGAGGUAUUUUGCUUUCUCUUAGGCCUCUUCCAAUGCAAAUGUGCUUAGAUGAGGUGCUAAGUGCAUUAAAUAGCUUAUCAACUUAACUCCCCAAUAUAUAGGUGCUUAACUUAUUGUUGCUAAGCUCGUUUUAUUUAAUGAGUUAACACCUAAAGUCUUUCAUGCAUUGGUCAAGUUGUUUCAUUUAAGUGGUUUGCUUAGGUUCACGCGCUUGGCAUUGGUUCUUUCUGGGGUCAUCAAAAUGCUCUCUCCCCUCCUUAAUUGUUGUGCCAUGUCAUUUUUUUUGCUUAUGUGACAUGCUUAGCACAUGAUGGAGCACUAAGAAAGGCCUUAAGCUACAGGUUUGUCAUGGUGCUCUUUGGUUUACUAGUAAGUGUGCACGUGCAUUGCGUGUCUUCACUAAUAUUUCAGGUAGAUGCGAGAAUUUACUUCUCCAUCAUAGUAAACACUUGUUUUUUUAAAGAACAUAAUCUACAUAAAUUCACUUUGGCACAUGAAAGCAUAUGCUCUUGCCAUCGGAAAAACAUUUUAAAAUGUCAAAAAAAUUCUGAACAAAAAUUUGAUGUGUACCUUUUAAUAUUCUAUGUGCGCACGCCAAGUUUUUGUGGAAAACCGGCAUUUUCUGUGACUUGCGUAAAAAAGACAAAGAAAUGUCGUGAAAAGCCAUUUUUAACACUGAAUUUUGUCUUUUUCACACGCGACAUAAAAGCUGUUUUUUUCGUAAAACGACUUUGCGAGCACAUAGAAUGUCGAGGUGUACGCGCAAAACAUUUUGCCAGAAUUUUAUGACAUUUCAAAAUACGUUUCCAUGAUGUACUAAUAUAACAGAGUCAAUAGAGAUGUUUAGCAAUGUAAGAAGACGAUUAUCCGUGCCUGCUACCUACUUUUUGAAAUAAAUCCAGAUACUUUAUUUAUUAAAAAUAACCAAUACAUCGUUUAUGAGGACUGUUACGAUUUCAUUUAAGGCUUUCUCAGAUCAAUCAGAAAUCAAAGAAAAUCUAGCUAAUCUAGUGACCUCAUGAGCAAUUUUAUUUGCUUCUCUAUUACACGUGCCUGCUACCUAGUACUAGGUUUUCAUGGAACAGAGACAGUCUCCUCUCUAAAUAAAGACGAAAAAAAUUCCAUUGUCAGAAAAAGACAAAAUAAAAAUCCCAAUCAUUUGUGGAAAUAACCACAACUAAAAAAAGACAGAACUUGCCAAAAUAAAAAAUGCAUAUGGAAAACAUUAUGAACUUGCCAACGCAACAAUGAAUGAAAAGAUGUGGCUAUAUCUGGGUGUGCUACACCCGGGUUUACAGAAAAAGCUAAAAACACACGUAUCAAGCGUGUUCCAAAAAAAUAUUCUGAAACUUUACAAUAUCAAACAUGAUAAAGUGCAGUUGUUGCAAAAUUUCAUCCACAAAAAAACAUUCGAGAUCUCGGAGAAAAAUCACUGGUCAAUGUUUUGUGCACCUUUUGAGUACAUGCUUUUUCAAACAAAAUAUGUAGGCCGAGCUGAGGCUAGUCACGAUCCAAACAAACCGCAUUCUUCACGGCUAGCCGGGCUGAACGCUCUGCAUCCAUCCCAACACGUACGUUCCUCCCCCGUCCGUCUGAGGCGGUAAAAUGUCAAGGUGUGACUGACCCAAUAUCAUUGAAGGCUUUGGCUUGUCGAGAGGCGCUCUCACUUGCCCUUGAUUUAUCACUUGCAGACAUACAAAUAGCUUCAGACUGUCAAGGCGUAAUCAAAGAUAUCCAUGAAACUACUGGUGGGCUACACUCUAGCAUUAUUAAGGAGAUCAAUCCUACAAUCCUAGCAGUUCUCUUGUUGUCCUUUCAUCUUUGAAGGAAGAGAAACUAAUCUUGAGGCACGUAGCCUUGCUAAGCAUACUCUAGAACUUUCUUUAGGACGCUAUAUGUGGGCCCUUAAUCCUUCGGAUCUACUCCCUCCGUCCGGAAAUACUUGUCAUCAAAAUGAAUAAAAGGAAAUGUAUCUAGAUGUAUUUUAGUUCUAGAUACACCCCUUUUUGUCCAUUUUGAUGACAAGUAUUUUCGGACAGAGGGAGUACAUUGUAUCCCUAUGAGCUCUUACUAGCAAAAAUGCUCGUGGGUUGCAACGGGUGAACAAAACAUAUCACAACCCAUCCCUCCUCGCCAAUGCACACUUGUCUCCGUCCUUUAUUUCAACACAAUACCCCACAUGUAUUGCCGCUUAUAUUCCUUUCUACCCUCAUCAAAGAUGGCAGUGAUUUCCACCUUCCGUCAUAUUCUAAAUCCUGCUAAAAAAUCCGAUGCAAAAAUAUACUUCGUAAAAUAUCAAGAUAUGUCAGCUCAGUCUCUUGAAGAUACUCAUAGGGGUAGGGUAUGCGUGCGUGAGUUGUUAGGGGUGAGUGUAUGCUCGUGUAUGUGAGCGACUUCGAUUGUACUGUGUUAAAAAAGAGUAUAGUGGGGGAAAUUCAGUAAUGGUUAUCCAAAAUAAGUAACAUGCACAUUUGAAGUUUUCCGUGCGUUGUAACGAGAAAACAAAACAUAUUACAUUGCAUCCCUUCUUGCCAGUACACACUUGUCUCUAUCCUUUAUUUCAACACAAAAUCCCCACAUGUAUUGCCGCUUAUAUUCCUUUUUUCCCUCAUCAACCUGCUAGAAAAAAAAUCUGAUGCAAGAACAUAAGAGGUCAACUAUAGUGGGGAAUUCGGUGAUAGGUAUCUGAAAAUAAGUGACAUACACAUUUGAUGUUUUUCGUGUGUUGCAACAGGAUAACAAAACAUAUCACAUCCCAUCCCUCCUCGCCAAUACACACUUGUCUCUGUUCUUUAUUUCAACACAAUACCCCACAUGUAUUGCGACUUAUAUUCCUUUUUGCCCUCGUCAAUGGCGGUAGUGACGUCCACCUUGCGUCAUAUUCUAAAUCCGGCUAGAAAAAUCUGAUGUGAGAACAUAAGGGGUCAACUAUAGUGUAGUAAUGGCUAUCCAAAAAUAAGUGACAUGCACAUUUGAAGUAUGUUUGCUUGAUGCAAUAAAAUCUCUUGUGGCAUGUGUAUAACAACUUCUGACUUGUAGUCAUAUGUUUAUUCAAAAACAUGUGUACAAUCAAAUCCUCUUGAAUCUAGGUGAAGCCUUCUACUUGUGG